Molecule: messenger RNA, 1947 nt
Organism: Encephalitozoon intestinalis ATCC 50506
Lineage: Eukaryota; Fungi; Microsporidia; Unikaryonidae
Product: putative RNA-binding protein
Exons: 1
Coding region: 1-1947 (648 amino acids)
Biological process (GO): ribosome-associated ubiquitin-dependent protein catabolic process; rescue of stalled cytosolic ribosome
Cellular component (GO): RQC complex
Molecular function (GO): ribosomal large subunit binding; tRNA binding
Source: RefSeq, a predicted model, not a curated record
AUGAAGCAGAGAUACACCUUUUUAGACAUCAGAGCAACAGUCAACGAGUUGAAGCCUAGACUGGUGGGAAAGUUCAUCCAGAACUUCUAUACGACAUCUCAGAGAAUCAUCUACAUAAAGUUCAGUAACAAAGAUAUCCUCCUUGUCGAGCCGGGUGUUAGAAUCCACUUGACGCAGGAGCAUGACAUGGACAUUUCCCAUUUCUGCAAGAUUCUGCGAAGAAAGGCCAGAAGAGACAAGGUUGUUGAUAUAUAUCAAUGCGGAUUUGAUCGGGUGGUUGUUUUAGAGCUUGGAAGGCAGAAGAUUGUAUUUGAAUUCUUUUCAGGGGGGAAUAUUUUGAUUGUAGAAGAUGGAAAGAUAGCAGAAAUAUUUCGGGUUGUCAAGGACUUAGAUAUUGUCAAAGGGUCAGAGUAUGUGUUCAAUAAGGUUGACUUUGACCUUAGCAUUGAUGCUUUUAUCAAGAACGAUCUGAAAGAUUUUCUCCCCCUAGACGACCUCCUGGUCAAGAAGGUCUUGAACGAACUAGGCACCCGGAUCAAGGCUGAUCCUAUAGACAUGAAAAAAGCAGCACAGAACGGUAUUCCGAUAAAGGAAGAUGUCAAGAGCAUAUUCUUGGAGUUCAUGAGUGAGUUCCGAAAGACGAUGGAGGAUAUUCAAGGAUAUGGAGGUGUUAUCAUGGAAAAGGGAAAGCCAUCGAAUCUGAUUCCAUUUAAGGCUGAUGGGGCAAAGGACUUCAACACAUUUAAUGAUGCUGCAGAGUAUUUCUUUCAAGGGAGAAAGAAAUUUGGAAAGAACGAUAGAGAGACAAAAGUGGAUAAGGUGAGAAAAAGACAAGAAAACUAUAUGAAGGAGAUGGAGCAGCAGGGAGAAUGUUAUAGGAAGAAGGCAGAGCUAUUGGAAAAAAAUGCGGAUCUUGUUAACCGAAUCCUGGAGAUCUUCAAAGUUGUUAGAAAAAACAAAGUGAAAUGGACGGAUUUUGAAAAGUUCCGAGAACAAGAGAACAAGAAAGGAAGCGAGGUUUCCAAGGCUAUUGUGAAGACGGAUUUUGUAUCCCACACAUGUUGGAUAACUUUAGAAGGAGAAGAGAUUCCGAUUGAUUUUAAUAUCUCACUAUUCAAUAAUGUAAGCGAGUUUUAUCAAAAAAGUAAGAAACUCGAAGAGAAGAUUAGGAAGACUAGAGACAGUCUUGGAGAAGUGCUAAAGAAGAUAGCGCCAAAGGUGGAGACUAAGAAAAUCACAAGAACUCUGUAUUGGUUUGAGAAGUUCCAUUUCUUCUUUUCUUCAGACGGUGUACUUGUGAUCGGGGGGAAAACUGCCCAGCAGAAUGAAAUUCUUGUUAAGAAGCAUCUAGAGCCUACAGACUUGUACUUCCAUAGUGAUGUACAUGGUGCUUCAAGUAUUAUUGUCAAGAAGCCUACAGAGAAGACUAUUGUAGAGACGGCAUCGAUGGCGCUUUGUAUGUCAAGAUGUUGGGAGACAAAUGUUGUUUCUCCUGUAUGGUAUGUUUAUGGUGAACAGGUUAGCAAGACGGCACCUUCAGGGGAGUAUUUGGGAAAAGGGUCUUUUAUGAUAAAGGGAAAGAAGAACUAUGUGGAUUGCCAUAAGAUAGAGUAUGGGCUAGGAUUGUUAUUUCGAGUUUUCGAGGAUAUUGAAAAGCAGGUUGAAAACAUGAAGGUUGAUGAGAAGGAAAACCACAAGUUUGUGAGCGAUCCGGAGGGGAUGGAGAUUGUCCAUUCGAUGCCUGUGUGUGGGCCUUGGAGUGUCAUAUCGACCUACAAAUAUAAAGUCAGGCUUGUGCCCGGAAGAGAAAGAAAAGGAAAACUGGUGCAGGAAGUAUCGAAAAGAUUUGUUGGGCAGGCGCCUGAUAGCGAGAAGAGCUAUGUGAGAAGUAUAUCGGUAGAAGAAUACAUUAACGUUCUUUUUGGAAAUGUCCGAAUAGGAAAAUGA